AGUAGGGCGAUUUGCAAUGGUUUUUUCUCUUUCUCUUGUUUUCCGGGAGAUAAACUGAAGCUAAGCUGCAGCUGGUUCAAGAACCUGUCUACUUUCUCUGUUUUGCACCAUUAAUCAUCGGGGAUUCACAGUCGGGAUGGCAGCUGUUAAAAUGACGGAGGGUACAGUGCAGGUGGAGAGCUGCAACGCGCCACUGUUUUACAGACAAAGCGAACCUGUGACAGGAGAAGCAAAAGUGUCGGUUUUGCUUCUUCACGGCAUACGUUUCUCUUCAGAAAACUGGCUCAGCAUCGGCACUCUGGAGAUGCUGGCCAAAGCAGGUUGCCGCGCGGUCGCCAUCGACCUGCCAGAACUUGGUCGGUCUAAAUCGGCCAAAGCCCCGGCGGCAGUGGGAACACCCGCCCCUGCAGGUUUCCUCAAAGAGGUGUGUGAGCAGCUGAAUCUAACCCCGGCGGUGGUGAUCAGCCCAUCCCUUAGCGGAAUGUAUUCCCUGCCCUUCCUCCUCGAGCACCAGGCUCUGGUGCGAGCCUACAUCCCUGUCGCUCCCAUCUGUACGGACAAAUUCACAGCGGAGCAGUACCAGAGCGUAAAGGUCCCAUCGCUGAUCGUUUACGGUGACCAGGACCAUCAGCUCGGGGAGGUGUCGCUCCGUAACCUGAGCAAUCUGGCCAAUCACAAAGUGGUGGUGAUGAAGGGAGCAGGCCACCCCUGUUACCUGGACGACCCAGACACUUGGCACAAAGCUCUUACAGACUUCCUUAACACGCUGUGAAGCUCUUUGCUGUGCAUUAGCAGCGCGAUCGCCAAGAAUGCGGUCACGCAUAGGCAAACGCAUUAAUCACUUGUGAAGAAUUGAACUCACGUAUUCCCAAUGCUUAACCUGAUUUGUAUGUUUUGAUACGUCUGCAAAUCGGGCCUUUUCUAAUGGUGACAGCAGAUGAACUUUUCCUUAAAAGGUUGAAGCCUGAAGCUUUUUGAGAAAUAUUGUUUCUUAAAUGAGAAAACCUGAUGUCAGUCUUGAAUCUGUACACUAAACACAAAGCUCAAGUCUGUAGCCGACUACUGAACCCAGGCGUGUAGGAUAACGACACGUGGUUCUCCCACAUCACUGAACAGCGUCCAUUAUUUCCACUCUGGAAACUUUGUUUCCUGUUUCGUUGUUGUAAAAUAUUUAGUUUGAGUAAUUUUGGUUU
Neolamprologus brichardi is the source of this 1193-nucleotide messenger RNA. It is a transcript of the gene abhd14b, whose product is annotated as abhydrolase domain containing 14B. Gene Ontology annotation, cellular component: cytoplasm. Gene Ontology annotation, biological process: positive regulation of transcription by RNA polymerase II. NCBI's taxonomy places the organism in Eukaryota, Metazoa, Chordata, Actinopteri, Cichliformes, Cichlidae. Gene Ontology annotation, molecular function: hydrolase activity. The record is from RefSeq and is a predicted model, not a curated record.